Molecule: messenger RNA, 1620 nt
Organism: Cuscuta campestris
Lineage: Eukaryota; Viridiplantae; Streptophyta; Magnoliopsida; Solanales; Convolvulaceae
Source: the annotation of a GenBank genome assembly
AAUAUUUUGGGGAGGGAGUUGGGGGAGAAUUCCACCGGAGCAUAUGCAAAAGCGGUGACAUUUCUUGUUCGGAUCAGUCUCUCUCCGGCCAUUGCAACUGUCAUUCCUCCGCCGCCACAGUCUCCCAUUAGCCUUCGCCGUAGGGUUUAUGGUUCAAGAGUGCUGCGCAAGGAAGGAGAAUAGAUCGGGAUGAAUGAGAUGCUCAAAGACCAGACUUUCGGAAUCCAUUUGGUUGCUGGAGCAUGGGCCACUGCUUUCAGUAGUGCCCUUACUUGCCCUCUCGACACUCUUAAAGUUCUUGUGCAGGUAGGUUCAGAUCCCAGUAAGAAAUUGACAACUGCUCAGGUUCUUUACAGGGUUAAAACAUUAUCAGGCAUUUCAGGUUUGUACAGUGGUCUAGGGUGGUUGGCAGUGGGAAGAACAUUUGGUCUUGGGACUCGUUUUGGCAUUUAUGAACUGCUGACCUCAUUCUACAAAGAUGGUCGAAAAAACAAUUAUUUGUCUGUCUCGGAGGCUUUAAUGGCAGGAAUGGUUUCUGGGGUGGCAGAGUCACUCAUAACUUCCCCCUUUGAGCUUAUCAAGCUUCGUGCUCAGGUCACUUCUGCAUUCCAAAUUCCACAAACAGAAUCAAACAUGAAAAUUAACCAGGUUUCUCCUUUAAUAGAGAGAUUACUGCAUGGAUAUUCGCCAAAUACAAAGGUUUUGAACAAUUCUGCUCGUCUUCUGGCUAUUUUGAGUAACAAUCAUCCCAAUUUAGUUAAUGACAUGAGACAAUAUCCAUGGAUGAUGACUGGGUGUGGGAGACCUCCAUCUGUUUAUCACGUUAGACGACCAUCAGAGGUAAUCUCCCUUGAAGGAUGGGGUACUUUGUGGAAAGGGAUGAGGUCAGGAAUUGUUCGAGAUUCUAUUUUCAGUGGCAUUUUCUUUUCAAUAUGGCAACUCCUACAUGAAGCAAUGCUUACUUGGAAAGCUGUUGGGAUGACUCCCAUACCCAGGUAUGAUGAAGACGUUGGCCCAUUAUCUCCUUUCUCAGUUAGUCUUGCAGCUGGAUUUUCCGGAUCACUUGCUGCUGCUGCCUCCCAUUCAUUUGAUACUGCAAAGAGUCGUUCGCAAUGCAUUGUGGUGCCUAAGUAUUUAUCAAAGGAGAGGAAGUUUCUCAAAUGGGAACUUCCCGGGAAACGAUUUGAGAGAUGGACUGGAAUCCAUCCAUCAGAUCGAAGUCUAUUGUACAGGGGAAUUUCAUUGCGAAUGGCACGCAGCGGUUUUGCAUCAUUUCUGCUAGUAGGAAGUUACUUUUUGGCUGUGGAUCAGCUCUCUCUGUUGAGUGAAGGAGUUUUGUAGCAUCAGAAUAGACAAAAGAUCCAUCAUGCCCUAAUUAACUACCAAGAUAAAACUGUAGAAGUUCAUCGGGGGCUCUCGGAGGGCAGCUUCGGAAGCUAGGUCUAACACAAGUCCAUUUACCAGACAACGGCGAAGCAGCUUGGAAAUUUGGUUGGCACCAUUUGAAUUCACUCUUCUGUGCAAAUAAACCAAUUGUGCAAGAUAUUUGAGGAUCAAACUCACUUGAAUAUAGUGUAUGAUUUUAACGUUGAAAGUUUUGAAUAAAAAAAGGGUGCAAGA